GUCUCGGUCCGUGGACCAUCAGCGUUUUGUAUUGCUGCUUUUGCUGCUGUCGCUGCAAGCAGGGCUGUCCGCCCUGCGAUAUAGCUGCCAAUAGGAGGAGGCGUUUCAUUUGGGGCACCUGCCUGGCUCUGAUCAUCGUAAUGAUCGGCUUGUGCAUGGCCAUGGCUGUUUACUCGAAUAGCUUGCUGGAACGCGGCCUGGCCAAGACCAAGAGGACCCUGGAAAGGGGUAGCCUGGACACCUGUAAUUUCCUGUACGGUGUCCAGGAGCAUAUAGAGCAUCUGUUUGUGAAAAACUUUGAGGAGCUGGAGACGCAUCUGAUCCAUUUGAUCAUGAAUGCACCUAGGCAUAUAGCCAAGGACUUGAACGAUGCUUCAGGGGCUAAUUCAAUUCAAGAACUCAAAUAUAUAUUUGGCAAUUUCAGAAUCACUGAAUAUUAUACUGACCACAACCAUGAUUUUCAUUCGUAUGUUGCGAUUACCUCCAUAAGACUAAGAGAAGCUUUGCGGGGAGUGAAACGCGACAUAAACUAUGCGGCAACGGUGCUUUGUGGCAGCCAAGAGUGCAUCAAAUUUCUGGGUCGCUCCGAUAUCGAGUUUAUCGACACAUCCAGAUGUCUGCAUCCGGACAAGCUCCCCAGCGUUGAGACAAUACAACAUGGAUUAAGGGCACUUUUUCGGCAUGAGCGUAGACCAGAUGAGGCACUGGCACGACUGCAUGAAAUAACCGUAUUGAUCAAGGAGGAAAUGGAACGCGUCGCUGCACCAAUGAUCCGCGACAUACAGAAGGGAAAGAAGCUCUUUGCCGAUCAGGCAGACCGCAUCAAUGAAAUAAUUGAAGUGGUUAUCAGUGACAUUCAUCUGGCCACACUGCGCUCGACGAGGGCCUUCGACGAUCUGUACGUCCGGUUCGAUCGGACCCGUAACUAUGUGUUAGUGUCCAUCGCUGUCUUUGUGGCUGUGAUACUGGUUGUCCUGAUAAUCGCCUUGGCCUUCGGCUGCUUCGGCAAACGUGUCACUGGAGUGAGAGACAAUGGUAUGAGCCGGAGGAUUGGCUCGCACUUCAUUCUAUUAGCCAUGCUGUUGAUAGUCUGCGUGAUAUCCAUUAUGCUCAUGAUUGGACUGUGCUACUUUUUGAUCGGCGCCGUGGCGUACAAAGGCGCAUGCGCACCACUUACCGAGAAGCAGAGGGCUGCCCGAGAAAGGCUCAUCAGCGAGAUCAAAUUAGAGAGCGAUGUCAGCUCUGUGUUUUCCUCUAGGCGGGACGGCUCCAAGGAUUCCCUCAAGAUAUCGAAUCUUAUCAAUGAGUGCGAAGGCGAAAACAGCAUCUUUAAAUAUCUGCGAGAGAAUCGAAUCUACGACGUGGACGACUUGAUACGAAUCCGCGUCAUGACCCCAAUGGAAGCCGAUUUCUCACUUUUCCAAGAUCUAGAUCUAUCCGAUUUUUUCCUAUUAACACCAAAGGACAUAGACGUGUACACGGCAGCGGCGAACUCGUCCCUCGACCGUGUCCAUCCUGAUCUGUGGUAUGAUACCCUAUGCUAUGAAGAAUGUCGUGGAGGUGUUGCGCUAUGCCAGUUGGAUCCAAAGUCAAAUUGA
Messenger RNA from Drosophila persimilis, 1598 nucleotides. RefSeq names its product prominin-like protein. The coding region runs from base 141 to 1598 and encodes 485 amino acids. The transcript is spliced from 8 exons. NCBI's taxonomy places the organism in Eukaryota, Metazoa, Arthropoda, Insecta, Diptera, Drosophilidae. The record is from RefSeq and is a predicted model, not a curated record. Gene Ontology annotation, cellular component: membrane.